Molecule: messenger RNA, 1785 nt
Organism: Belonocnema kinseyi
Lineage: Eukaryota; Metazoa; Arthropoda; Insecta; Hymenoptera; Cynipidae
Product: cytochrome P450 4C1-like
Exons: 12
Coding region: 147-1649 (500 amino acids)
Molecular function (GO): heme binding; monooxygenase activity; oxidoreductase activity, acting on paired donors, with incorporation or reduction of molecular oxygen
Source: RefSeq, a predicted model, not a curated record
UUUUCGAGCAGAAAGCGAGUUCUUCGGUCCGGUCGGAUACGCAACAUGAUUGAUUAUUAAUAAGAUAACGUGCUAUAUUUACCACACUUUCUUAACCUUUUAGAUCAUUCAACGUCUCAACUUCAUUGUGAAUUAAAGACUUCUCGAUGAUCGUAACGAUUUUAGUGUUUGUUAUAAUUUUACUUGCUGUUUUUCAUUAUCAUGUUCACUGUGGAAGAAAAGGAAAACUUGUGAAUAAAAUUCCAGGUCCAAAAACUAUUCCAGUUUUGGGAAAUGUGCAUCAAUUUAUGCUUCCUAAUGAUCAACUUUGGAAUGCUCAAAGAGUUCUCUGCAAAGAAUACUACCCAAUCAGCAGAAUUUGGUUGGGUGGAAUGAGCGGUAUUGGGAUUUGCCAUCCAGAAUAUACACAAAUACUACUGACCAACACAAAGAAUAUAGAAAAAAGCAUGAUCUACAAUUUAUUCCAUCCUUGGCUCGGCACUGGAUUGCUCACUAGCACUGGUGAAAAAUGGCAGAGACGACGCAAAAUGUUGACACCAGCCUUCCACUUUAAUAUACUUAAAGGAUUUGUCGACAUUUUUGUUGAAGAAGCUGAAAAAUUGAUUCAAUCCUUAAAAAAAGAGGGCGAUGUGUUGAUUAAGGACAUUGAACCACUUUUAACGAAAUUCACAUUAAAUUCUAUAUGUGAAACUGCAAUGGGCACUUCGCUAGAAAGUAUGAAUGAAGAAGGUCAAUACAGAUCAGCUGUUCGAGAAAUGGGUGACUUUAUUUUCUUUCGGCUACUAAGACCAUGGUUUCACUUCGACUGGUUAUUCAGCAUAACUCCAUCAGGGUUCAAACAGCGAAAAAUUAUAAAAAUAUUGCAUGAUUUCUCAACUCAGAUUAUUGACGAUCGAAAAAAGUAUCAUGAAGAGGCUUUCCCGAUUCAAAAGAGUGAAGCCGAAGAUGAAGUGUUUGAAAAAAAGAGAAUGGCUAUGUUGGACGUUAUUAUAUCUGCAUCGAAAAAUACUGGUAUUAUUGAUGAUGAAGGAAUUCGUGAAGAAGUUGAUACUUUUGUUUUUGAGGGACACGACACGACAGCUAUGGGUUUAAUCUUUGCCGUAGCACUAUUAGCAGAACAUAAAGAAAUUCAGGAACUGGCGAGAAAUGAAAUUUGCGCAGUAUUGAAGGAAAGUGAAGGAAAAAUGGGAAUGGCAGAAAUAAAUCGUUUCGUUUACUUGGAGCGAUGCAUUAAAGAAUCAUUAAGGUUAUAUCCCAGCGUGCCUGUCAUAACAAGGGUUAUUCGAGAGGAUUUAAAAAUGAAAGAUUAUUUAAUACCAGCUGGUUCCAACGUCCACUUGUAUAUUUACGACCUGCACAGAGAUCCGAAUUUCUGGCCGAAUCCCGAAAAAUUCGACCCGGACAGAUUUUUGACCGAAGAAAUUCAAAAGAGACACCCUUUUUCCUACGUGCCAUUCAGUGGAGGCCAGCGUAACUGCAUUGGUCAGAAGUUUGCGAUGUUGGAACUGAAGACUCUGAUAGCUCAUCUACUGUAUCAUUUUAACUUAGAAGCGAUCGAUCGGGCUCAUGAGGUUGUCAUAAUUCAAGAUUUAGUCUUGAGACCCAAACAUCCAGUUCGAGUGAAAUUUAAAUCGAUUCCUAGAUUUUAAGCUCAAAAACAAAAUUAUCAUGUUAAUAAUAAAAUAUAAUUACACAAAGCGAACUUAAUAGAAAACUGUAUUAAUUUAAGUUACAUUUUGUAAGACACAAAUAUAUAGAUAAACGUUUAUUUUUCGGCCUGCUGGC